AUGACAGCCCUUUACGGGUCUUCCACGGUGGCCACGGCCAAGUCCAUCGGCCCCGGGACCUUCAACGGCCGACAUGUAGUGUCCCCGUCCUGGAGGCUGGGGUCCCAGGCCAAGCCACCCGCCUGCGUCCGUGUCUUCCCCCAGGCCCAGGACGGCACCUCCUGCAGGUACGAGACGCUGUCCUUGUGCACGGUCACCAACUACACCGUCACCGUGGACCAGCCGCCCUUCGCCACCUGGAUCCUCUUCCCCGAGCGAGAYGAGAACCCCGGGACGGCCCCGGCGAACCUGGACUGCUGGGUUCACGACGUGGACUUCAUGAGCUGCAAGUGGGCAGUGGGCAGGACGGCCCCCGGCGACGUCCAGUACCGCCUCUACUGGAAGGACGCCCGUGAGUACCGAGAGUGUGGGCACUACCAGAAGGACAGCCGGGGCAGGCACGUGGGGUGUCGCUUCAGCGGCAUCUCCAAGUACCCCCGGAGCUUUGUGGUCAUGGUGAACGGGACCAGCGCGCUGUCGGCCAUCUCCUGCAGGGACUGCUUUGCAGAUUUAUAUGAAAUUGAGAGACUGAGUCCUCCCAACAUCACUGCCAAGUGCAACAAGUCGUCCUCGCUCAUGGAGUGGAGGGUGUUCAGCCCCUUCAACAAGAACUUCAAGUACCAGCUCCAAGUGAACAAGAUUCCCACGAACCGCUUCCUGCUGCCCAAUCCCGGCAACUACCAGGUGAGGAUCAGGGUCAAGGACAACAGGAACUUCUACAGCAGCUGGAGCCCCUGGGGCGCCCCCCAGAGCUUCCAGUGUGACCCUGAUGAGGACCGGCCCUCGCGCGUCUUGCAGACCUCUCUGCUGGCGGCGGGUGGGACGCUGGCCAUCGUGCUGCUGGGGCUGCUCCUCUGCAGACGGUUCUCCCUGAUGCAGAGGCUGUUCCCUCCCGUCCCCCGCGUGAAAGCGACCGUCUGUGACCACGUGCCCAAUGGCGAGAUGCUGGCCCUGGAGGCAGUGGGAGACGACUGUCCAGUGGCCCAGGUGCAGGACUUGGAGGAGCCCUGA
Urocitellus parryii (Arctic ground squirrel) is the source of this 1050-nucleotide messenger RNA. The record is from RefSeq and is a predicted model, not a curated record. NCBI's taxonomy places the organism in Eukaryota, Metazoa, Chordata, Mammalia, Rodentia, Sciuridae.